AGGGGGGGGAGGGGAGGCCGGAAACUGAAACCGGAGCGAAUACGCUUCCGUUUCUGGUUUUCCUCCAGUGUUUGGGUUUCUUCGCCGCCAGCCAAGAUGAACCGAUUCUUCGGAAAAGCGAAACCUAAGGCUCCGCCGCCUAGCCUGACUGACUGCAUUGGGACAGUGGAUAGCAGGGCAGAAUCCAUUGACAAAAAGAUUUCCCGGUUGGAUGCUGAGCUAGUGAAAUAUAAGGACCAAAUGAAGAAGAUGAGAGAGGGUCCUGCCAAGAACAUGGUCAAACAGAAAGCCCUGAGGGUUUUAAAGCAAAAGCGAAUGUAUGAGCAGCAGCGAGACAACCUUGCCCAGCAGUCCUUCAACAUGGAGCAGGCUAACUACACCAUUCAGUCUCUGAAGGACACCAGGACCACGGUGGAUGCCAUGAAACUGGGAGUAAAGGAAAUGAAGAAGGCAUACAAGCAAGUCAAAAUUGAACAGAUUGAGGAUUUACAAGACCAGCUGGAAGAUAUGAUGGAGGACGCAAAUGAAAUCCAGGAAGCCCUGAGUCGCAGCUAUGGCACCCCAGAGUUAGACGAGGACGACCUGGAAGCGGAGUUGGAUGCACUGGGCGAUGAGCUUCUGGCUGAUGAAGAUAGUUCCUACUUAGAUGAAGCAGCCUCUGCGCCUGCAAUUCCAGAAGGCGUUCCCACUGACACAAAGAACAAGGACGGCGUGCUGGUGGAUGAGUUCGGACUACCGCAGAUUCCAGCCUCCUAGACUGCAGCAUUCCAGCACAUGAGACAAAACUACGGAUUCUGGGACUAGGAGAUAUUUCCCAAUUUGCCAAACAGAUUUAGAUUUCUUUCCUUUCUUUGAAGGAAAAGCUGAUUGCACCGUUCCUGUAUCUUAUUUUUUUCCGUUAAGAGAGUCAUUGCUUGGGGGAAGCUGUCUUUUACUAAAAUUUAAUUCUUUUUCUUUUUCCUUAGGAAAGACUAACUGAAAAGUCUUUGACUUUGUAUGUCCUGUUUUCAUCAUUAAUAAUUUGGAAUAAACAAGGGGGUGAGACUAAACUUUAUGGUAGUGUAAGUGCAGUCUCAGUGUGACGAUACAUUGAUAAGGUAGUGAUUAUUGAUGAGAUUGAGACUGUCAGUAGUGUGCUUCAGAACCAUUGUCUGUGGUGUCAUAGGUGGUUUGAGUGACGGGUGUCUGAUAGGUCUUGCUGUGUCACGUGACAAGUCAUUACUCUGUCCAACAUUGGAAUGAACUGCCACUACUGGAUCAUGAGUUGCUAGUUUGAUCCCAUGGUUCCCUCAGUAUUAUAGCCUGACUUGUAAUGAAUAAUGGAUAUUUCUUGAUAUUUAAUGUAUAGGACAUUUAUUUAUACUCAAUAAAUAUUUUU
Molecule: messenger RNA, 1378 nt
Organism: Microtus oregoni (creeping vole)
Lineage: Eukaryota; Metazoa; Chordata; Mammalia; Rodentia; Cricetidae
Gene: Chmp5
Product: charged multivesicular body protein 5
Exons: 8
Coding region: 97-756 (219 amino acids)
Biological process (GO): vesicle budding from membrane; late endosome to vacuole transport via multivesicular body sorting pathway
Cellular component (GO): multivesicular body
Source: RefSeq, a predicted model, not a curated record